This is a messenger RNA of Odobenus rosmarus divergens (Pacific walrus), 542 nucleotides long. It is a transcript of the gene CRCP, whose product is annotated as CGRP receptor component. Bases 1 to 459 code for a protein of 152 amino acids. The transcript has 6 exons. Gene Ontology annotation, biological process: transcription initiation at RNA polymerase III promoter. Gene Ontology annotation, molecular function: nucleotide binding. The record is from RefSeq and is a predicted model, not a curated record. Gene Ontology annotation, cellular component: RNA polymerase III complex. Lineage: Eukaryota; Metazoa; Chordata; Mammalia; Carnivora; Odobenidae.
AUGGAUGUGAAGGAUGCCAAUUCUGCACUGCUCAGUAACUACGAGGUGUUCCAGUUACUGACUGAUCUGAAAGAGCAACGGAAAGAAAGUGGAAAGAACAAACACAGUUCUGGGCAACAGAACUUGAAUACUAUCACAUAUGAAACAUUAAAAUAUAUAUCAAAAACACCAUGCAGGCACCAGAGUCCUGAGAUUGUUAGAGAAUUUCUCACAGCAAUGAAAAGCCACAAGUUGACCAAAGCCGAAAAGCUUCAGCUGCUGAAUCACAGGCCUAUGACUGCUGUUGAGAUCCAGCUGAUGGUAGAAGAGAGUGAAGAACGGCUCACAGAGGAGCAGAUCGAAGCCCUCCUCCACACCGUCACAAGCAUUCUGCCUGCAGGGCCAGAGGCUGAACAGAAGAAAAACACGGAUGAUGUGACGAUGGAUGAAGAGGACCCAGCCGGCCUAACCGCCUCAUGAAACUGAAAAGCCCAGCAGCCAUUUCCCAGCCAUCCAGAGGCUUGUUCAUUUGGUCUUACCCUCUACCCCAACAGGCCUGAUUU